AUGCAACCCCCUCCGCAGAGCCUCGUCCCUCCUCGCACGAAUCGCCCCUCGCGCGCCGAAACCCAAGCCGCCCUUGCAGCGCAGGUCGACCGAGCCCUACAGGCCGACGAGCACGGCGCCACGCUCAAGCUGCACCCGCACAGCAAGACGAUGGAAACGGUCGUCGGCGCGCUGCCGCUGUCGCCCGUCAUGGACCCGGCGUGGAUCGAGGCGAAGCGGCGCUUCCGCACCCCCAAGCCCAAGACGCCCGCUCACACCUAUCUCGGCCGGUUCAGGAAGAAGCUCUACCUCAACCCGUACG
Molecule: messenger RNA, 301 nt
Organism: Verticillium dahliae VdLs.17
Lineage: Eukaryota; Fungi; Ascomycota; Sordariomycetes; Glomerellales; Plectosphaerellaceae
Exons: 2
Source: RefSeq, a predicted model, not a curated record